AUGUUGUACGGCAACUGUAACUGCAAACUAAAGGAGUUUGUUUCGGGCAAGUCUGAUGCAUGGCUAACUCUGUUAGAUAUUUGGAUACUAAUGGCUUUUUCUCUUCCAGAGGGCAAAUCUGCAUGUAUCAGAUUUCUUAGACGCUGGAGUAGAAUUGUAGUUGAAGCUGCACUUCUCAUUUCUUUGAUAGUGAUGGGAGUUAAAACCCAGCAGUCAUGUCCACUCUUCAACGCUGCCUCAUGUCCAAUGAACCGUUCCACCCCCUCGUGUGUGGACGGCUGGGUCGGAUACCGAGGGAAAUGUUACUAUUUCUCAGAGGCUGAAGGGAACUGGAACAACAGCCAGAGCCACUGCUCUGCCCUCAGUGCCUCCCUGGCUGUGAUUGACACCUGGCAGGACCUGGACUUCGUGCUGCAAUAUAAAGGCACCACAGAUCCAUGGAUUGGUCUCCGGAGGGGCUCCAAUCAUCACUGGAAAUGGGCAAAUGGCACCAAAUUCAGCAACCUAUUUGAAGUCAGAGGAGAUGCAAACUGCGCAUUUCUGACGGAGACUGCUGUCAGCUCUUCAAGGUGCUACACCGUGAGAAGCUGGAUCUGCAACAAACCGUAUGCGUAAUAGAUGAAGGGAAAG
Molecule: messenger RNA, 630 nt
Organism: Gopherus evgoodei (Goodes thornscrub tortoise)
Lineage: Eukaryota; Metazoa; Chordata; Testudines; Testudinidae
Product: C-type lectin domain family 2 member B-like
Exons: 4
Coding region: 1-615 (204 amino acids)
Source: RefSeq, a predicted model, not a curated record